GCCCUCCGCCAGCCUCUGCGCCGCCCCUCCUUAUCUGCCGCUGCAGGAGCUCACGUGGGCUGCGGCGGGAUGCCAGCCGGGCCGGGCCUGGAGUGGUCCGAAGAGAUUGGAGGUUGCCAUGGCGAGGGAGCGGGGCCGCGGCCGGGGCGCUGGCCUCUCGCUGCGCCCGCCAGAUAAGCAGAAGGAGCCGAAGCCCAGCGCGCCCCUUCCCGGCCCGGCUGGCCCCGUCCGGAGCAGCCCUCCCGGCGCUGAAGGGCGUUUGUGCCGCCGCCGCCUUGCGCUCCUCGGGCACGUCUGGCGUUUCCACCAAGGAGCUCCAGAUCUGACUCCCAGCCAGCCUGUAGGGAUGUGAACAGCCAGAUGAACAGGAAUCAUAGGAAGCGCCUUCUACUGAGUCAGAGCCUGCGUCCAUCUAGCUCAGUAUUGUCUGCACUGACUGACAGCAGCGGCUCUCCAGGGUCUCAGGCAGGGGUCUCUUCCAGCCGUGCCUGGAAAUGUUACCAGGACUUGGUGAAUGAGCUGGACCCUCAAGCAGGACACUGAAUGGAAAAGCUACAGAAGCACCAGCUGACGUCCCCAGGGAGUCUCUGCUCCUCUCGGGGCUCCAGCGUCCCAGGGUCACCCGCCAGCAUUGUGGCGAAAAUGGACAAUGAGGUCUUGGGCUACAAGGACUUGGCAGCAAUCCCCAAAGACAAGGCGAUCCUGGACAUAGAGCGCCCUGACUUGAUGAUCUAUGAGCCCCACUUUACCUACUCCCUCCUGGACCAUGUGGAGAGGCCCAGGAGCCGAGAGCGCUCUCUCUCGCCCAAAUCUCUCUCUCCUCCUCCUUCUCCGGAAGUCACCCGUGAGUGGAUGGAUGAGAGCAAGUCUCCGGGAAGCGCCUCCCAGUCAGGCAGCCGCCGGGCCAGCAGCACAAGCCGCAGUGGAGUCCACCACUUCCACCGUCCUGAUACCAACACAACAGAGGUGAACAUCUACAAGAAGCCCCCCAUCUACAAACAGAGGGAGCAGUCAACAACCCCAACCCCACAGAGUAAACACCUGAUUGAGGACCUGAUCAUUGAAUCCUCCAAGUUCCCAGCCGCCCAGCCACCAGACCCCAACCAACCAGCCAAGAUUGAGACAGACUAUUGGCCCUGUCCCCCCUCUCUGGCAGUUGUGGAGACUGAGUGGCGGCGGCGGAUGGCGUCCAAGAGAGGCGAGGAUGAAGACGAGGAGCUCACAGAGGACAUGCAGAGCCUGCGAGAAAUGCAGAAACAAGAACUGAGCAAGGUGGCCUCCAACCUAGGCAAACUCAUCCUGAAGGAGGAGAUGGAGAAGUCACUCCCAAUCCGGAGGAAAACCCGUUCUCUCCCAGACCGAACGCCCUUCCACACCUCUCUUCACGUGGGGAGCUCCAAAUCUGCAUCCCUUCCAGCCUAUGGGAGAAGCGCACUCACCAGGCUCCAGUCCACCGAGUUCAGCCCUGCCAGCAGCGAGAAGGGCAGCCCAGGCCUGCAGGUAAGCAACGGCCAGAGAGGGCGGAUGGACAGGGGCAAUUCCCUUCCGAGUAUGCUGGAGCAAAAGAUUUAUCCUUAUGAGAUGCUGAUGGUGACGAAUCGAGGAAGAGGGAAACUGCCCCCAGGAGUGGACAGAACAAGGCUAGAGCGGCACCUGGCGCCUGAGGAUUUCCUGCGUGUGUUUGAGAUGACGCCAGAUGAAUUUGGCAAACUGGCCCUUUGGAAGCGGAAUGAGCUGAAGAAGAAAGCCUUCCUCUUCUGACCCAGCACCUGCCCGGAGCCGACACGCCCAGCGCGAUUCUCUGCGUGUGUCGCUCUUUCUUGCAUCACAGACGCUUUAGGGCUACGAUUGAGCCGGUUCUAUGGAACAUUCCUUUCUCCCCACACCAAUCCACCAACCCGCAGGGGCUGCAGAGGUGGCUGCCAGCCCGAGUCUUGCAGGGGUGAAGAGGAGCAGGCCAGGAACAGGUGGGAAGAGCAACAAGCAGCCUUCGCUGGAGGGGGCACCAGCACCCUGCCCACCCGCCCCCCUCCAGCGAAAAUCAAAGCAGCAGAGUGGGAGAUGCCAGUCGAGAGGUGGGAAGAGGCACUGCCCAGCAUUGCCACCCUUAAGCUGACUGUUCACAGCAGUGUUUUAUGGGGCUCCUCCGCCUGCUGGCUUUACACAUGUGUGUGCCCCCCCCUUUGGCACAUGGGCCCCUCAGGUGGUCCAAACCCAGAGUGAGACUAGGAGUGAGACCCUUGCGUGGCCUUAGGAGCAGAUGGGCACAAGGGACAGGGUGGAGCGUAAAGGGACCAGGCUGACUCCUAUCGGCGGCAGAACCUUGCAGAACGAACUGGCCCUCUUGUCCUGCAUCCGCUCCUCACCGGAGCCGGCCUGCCGCCUCUGGGAAGCUGGCCAGGCGCAUAGCCACAUUCUCCCACGACUGGCCUUCAGCUGUCUGCUGGAGUGACCGUGGCUGGACGUAGCGCCUCUCCUCCAUGUGGCUGCCAACUGCAGGGGCAAUGUUUGCUAGUUCUUGAUAAAUGGAAGAAUUCCUGCCACCCUUCCAUCCAUAUAUGCUAUCUAUAGGAACAAUCCGGCUACUCUUACAGUGCCAACGGGCAUGGAAAGGUGGAUAAGGGUAGGCGCCAUUUGAAAUCACGCAUUUGAGGUGUAUGGUAGGGCAACCCUCCCCCCCCCCAGCCUUCCUCCCCCCUCCUUCCCUCCCCCCCCCUCAGGCUUGCCAUUUCCUCCUCUUUCCAGCUCCGCUUCAGCUUCCUUCCUUCCCCCCACCCUGGGCCAUAAUUCUUCCCAGAUGCAGCCACUGCCACACUCCCCCCCAUCCCCCUGGGCCAGCCUUGCCUUCAGUCCUACUCCGUGAGAGAUGGGGGUUUCUCAUCAUGCAAGCAGAUGUGGCUGAAAAGGGGCUUACAGUAGGGCCCCGCUUUACAGCAUUCCGCUUUAAGGCGUUCUGCUGAUGCGGCGCCUUUCGUUUUCAAUUUUAAAGGUUUUUCCCCCCCUUUUGCGACGUUUUGCACUGUUUUCACGCGACGCUGCUCAUUAAAGUCAAUGGGGUUCCGCUUUACGGCGUUUUCCACUUUAUGGCGGGGGUCCGGAACAGAACCUGCCAUAUAAGCGGGGCCCUACUGUAUUCAGAAGCUGCUCUCAGUCCAGCUGGCCUCUUCAGCCUGUGUGCACCCACCCACCUCCCAUUCAUACACACAGAUCUUCCUGUCCUCUCUCCCUCAACCACCAGGUUCCUCCUAGCAGUAGGCGAAGGCAUUCUCGAGAAGGUGGCCUGAUGCAUCAGGACGACUUGCCUCACUGAUGGAGGCUGCUCCUGCACAUCCCCGUUACCCCAGCUAGACCCUGUAAGCCAGGGGAAGGAGGUCUGUUUGCUGCUUUCCCUGUCCAAGGCACAAUGCUAGGUCUCCAAGCACUGCUACAGCCAGUUUAGAUAAAAGGAUCACAUUUGGAGUGGAGCCACUCCGUGUGCUCAUUCCAGACUGCUUUGUCACUUUGCCCCUGCAACCAUGCAAAAGCACAUUUGCUUUGUCUGUGAGCCAGAUGACGACAGGCCUCAGUGCAGCCUGUGAACGGUGAAAGCUCAGCCUCAGCAGCUCUCAUCACACAAAAGCUCCACCCUAGAGCCAUGGCAGAAGGGGACCAGGCUGGAGCUGCCCUGCUUGCCAGGAGGUGAGAAAGCCUCCCCCUUCUCGCAGAGGGCAAGGCUCCUGUUUGCUCAUCACCAACUCGCCCCGUGGGACGCAAGUGGGGUGAAAUGCAAAAACACCCUCCUCUGUUGAGCUGCCCAGGCUCACAAGUCGGUGUGAAGACAGCUGGUUGUUGCAAAGGCUACAGGGAGUUGUCAAGAUGGCCUGGAGUGGGGCUGGGGGGUGCAACCAACCCAAAGGCAGGGGGUGCCUCUUCCUACCACAAGGUCUACCUGCUGUUCAGCGGUGACUUCUCACUGGUUCACAACUAUUACUGAAGUCUAGAAAGUCUAGCCUUUCCUCAGACUAUUUGAAGGGAGAGGAGGCAGAGGGGUUUGCCAGGGAGGAAAAAAUCGCUUCACAGUCCACUUGCAAGGAAUAUUGCCCAAACCAGCCCACUCGAGCACCGCACUGCAGUGGCAUUGGGGAGGGGGGGUUUCACUGACAAGACUCCUGGCAACCUUAAUCCAGUCAGGAUGCUGCUCUUUUAAAAGCUGGAAGCAGGUGGGAGGGGGCAAAGCCACACCUGAAAUCACCCAUUGCUUCUUCCCUGAGGCACAGAGCAGACCAGGAGGAAGCACAUCGAUAGCACCAGCCAUUUCUCCAGCUAGCAGCGCUCUGGGGCCAAGUGGGUCUGUCUUGGGAGGAGCUUUCCCCUAGUGGUGCCUCCCAGAGGCUUGGACUAUGAGUCCCAUCAGCCCUAGCAUGAUGCUGCCUGGGGCUCAAGGGUGCUGUAGUCCAGAACAGCCAGAGCCACCAGGUUAGGGAAAGCUAAGAGGUGGGCUCAUCCUGCCCCAGAGCAAUUCCACCAGCACCAGUGCAAACAGCUAUGGAAGGCGGUGCUCGUUGGCUCUGGAGCAAGAGCCAAUGGUCCAGCUCACUUUUGUCCUCCAGACAGCCCCUGCCCCCUACCUUGCUGUUGUUUUCUCAGCCACACCACCUUGUGCGGAAGUAAAGAGUGUAACUUGUUAGGAGUCACUGGCCUGUCCUUCCUUUUCCCUGCUACUUCUGUGAACGUAUCUGUAUAUAAACAGAAAGGACCUCCUCCUGGUAACAGGACCACUCUUCUACCACCCUCCUUUUGCCGAUGUCAGAAUUUGUGUGAACAUGAUUUCCCUCCCCCUUUUAAUUAAAUGUGCAGUGGAUUUAUUCAAA
Molecule: messenger RNA, 4850 nt
Organism: Rhineura floridana
Lineage: Eukaryota; Metazoa; Chordata; Lepidosauria; Squamata; Rhineuridae
Gene: DMTN
Product: dematin actin binding protein
Exons: 18
Coding region: 544-1761 (405 amino acids)
Biological process (GO): lamellipodium assembly; actin filament bundle assembly; cytoskeleton organization
Cellular component (GO): actin cytoskeleton; plasma membrane
Molecular function (GO): actin filament binding
Source: RefSeq, a predicted model, not a curated record